Molecule: messenger RNA, 3039 nt
Organism: Perca fluviatilis (European perch)
Lineage: Eukaryota; Metazoa; Chordata; Actinopteri; Perciformes; Percidae
Gene: mastl
Product: microtubule associated serine/threonine kinase-like
Exons: 13
Coding region: 134-2632 (832 amino acids)
Biological process (GO): intracellular signal transduction; peptidyl-serine phosphorylation
Cellular component (GO): nucleus
Molecular function (GO): ATP binding; protein serine/threonine kinase activity
Source: RefSeq, a predicted model, not a curated record
AGAACCGAACCGACAGUCAAUUCAAAAUUUCAAAACAAACCCGAGAUUGUUGUUCAGACACGCAAUGUUUUUACUCUGACCUAGCUGGCUGUUACAGACGCAACUCAAUUGCUCAUUUAAAAACCGCAAUACGAUGGACGCAGAUGAAAAGCACGACUCCGGUAGAAAUGAUAAAUCGGUGGAUACUCCUAAACCGCCUUUAAUCGAGGAUUUCCUCAUUUUGAAGCCCAUCAGCCGCGGAGCUUUUGGCAAGGUUUACCUUGCACGGAAGAAGUGCAAUUCGCGAUUAUAUGCCAUUAAAAUGACAAAGAAAGCAGACAUGGUUGAUAAAAAUAUGAUGGGCCAGAUGAAGGCGGAGAGAGAUGCACUUGCUUUGAGCAAAAGCCCCUUCGUGGUUCACCUGUUUUACUCCCUUCAGACAGCCACCAAGAUCUAUCUGGUAAUGGAAUACCUCAUUGGUGGAGAUGUCAAAUCUCUGCUUCACAUCUAUGGGUAUUUCGACCAGGAUAUGUCUGUAAAGUACAUUUCAGAGGUUGCACUAGCUUUGGACUACCUCCACCGACAUGGUAUAAUCCACAGGGACUUGAAGCCAGACAACAUGCUCAUAUGCAACAAAGGUCACAUCAAACUGACAGACUUCGGCCUUUCUAAAGUCAAGCUUGACAGAGAGCUGAGUCUUAUGGAUAUCCUUACUACUCCAUCCUUGGCUAAACCAAACAAAGAUUACUUCCGCACUCCGGGUCAAGUCCUCUCCUUAAUCAGUGCCAUUGGAUUUAAUUCACCUGCAGGAGAAGCCAAGCGUCACUGCAGUACAUCUGCUGUGUCCAGUUCCAUGUCCUGUGGCAAAAUAAAACAGAAGAAUAGCUCUCUUGGUUCUCCCUUGAUGAAGAUAAAAGAUCAGUGGUCCUCUCCGGUUCUUCGGGUUACAGGACCCAACAAUGUUGUCUUUAGCCCUCAUAACCUGUCUAAAAAUCUGACCACCAAACUGCUGAAGAUCAGGAAGAGGUGUGAGACGAUGAGUGUAUGCAGCACCACCGACACUGAAGGUGGCAUCAGUCCACUGUGGGAAUGUGAGGACAUACAACAUACCGGUGCAGAUAAAGAAAAUGAGCAGAAGGGGGAAUUGCAUUCUGAGUCCAAAGGGCCCGACCAAGACGGCGCGCCCAUCUUUGGCUUCUCUGCCGGUGGCACGAGCGUUCUGUCAGAUCCAGACCAUCUUGCAGAAAAGAGUCCUCACACCAACAAACUGGGGUCCGCAGCUUCGGAUGACUCUUUUCUAUCAGCCUCAUCCGCAAAGAGAAAAUUUUCUGACAUUGGGAGAAGCCCCGUCCCACUGGAGAUCCAAGCCAAGAGGAGCAAUGCAAUCUAUAAGAGAUGCUACGAGAUUCCAGAAGAGACUAUGAGGUUUCACACUGGCCUGACUGGAACAUUUUCAACCAUCCAAAUAGGUGACUUCAUGGUCUCCACUGAGAGGAUUGGGUCAGCUGAAGACCAGAUCCCAAAGCGCUCCAGUCCCAUUGCUGUGGCCAAAAGUCUGUUUAGUGAACUGGAGGACGUGUUUGAAGACGAAGCCAAGGACCUGUCGCAUUCAAGUUUCACAUCACCACUUGCCGGGAACAGUGACAUUUGCAGGAGCUUGAGCCUCGACUCUGACGGGUCUAUGCACGAAACAUCCCUCACUAUCGACAGCCAUGCAUUUUUCAAGCCAAGCACAUGUUCCAUAAACCGGAAUUUAGCAUCACCCGAGGAACAAAAGGAAAAUAAAGACGUGUCCGUCACUGAAUCACUCCCACAAACUCCCUCUGCUGUUAACACUGGAACACCCAAACUCGGUCACUUUAGCCGGGGAGGAUCUCAGUGCUCCUUCCUUAACCAGCUCUCUGAUCCGGCACAGUCCUCCUCAUUCCUCAAGCCGCGAAAUGUUGUAGCUUUCCGUAGCUACUGUAGCUCCAUUAACCGCUCCAAUGCAUCAGGGAUGUCCCGAUUUAGCGUCGGUUCUGUUGAGGCUAUGGACAUGUCCACAACCGCUUCUUAUCACCCUGCGUCUGGCAAUGCAACACCAGUGCAGAAAAGACCCAGCUCCAACAGCUCACUCUAUCAGACUCCUCAGCCCAUGUCGACCACUUGCACCCCUUUCAGGACCCCUAAGAGUGUCAGAAGGGGUGCACUGCCUGUUGAGGGCGCACCCAUUUUAGGAACUCCUGACUAUUUGGCUCCAGAGCUGCUCUUGGGAAAACCGCACGGAAGUCGUCAGUGUGACUGCAUGGUGGAUUGGUGGGCGCUAGGUGUGUGUCUUUUCGAGUUCCUCACAGGUGUGCCACCUUUCAACGACGAGGCGCCUCACCUGGUCUUCCAGAAUAUUCUCAACAGAGAUAUUCCCUGGCCUGAGGAAGAAGAGGAGCUGUCUGUAAACUCAAGAAAUGCGAUUGAAAUCCUCCUGACCAUGGACAUGACAAAACGAGCUGGUCUAAAGGAGCUCAAGCGUCACCCCCUGUUUGAGGGCCUGGACUGGGACAACCUGCAGAACCAGCCGAUGCCUUUCAUCCCUCAGCCAGAGAACGAAACGGACACCUCGUACUUUGAUGCGAGAAACAACGCUCAGCACAUCCGCAUGUCUGGCUUCAGCCUGUAGACGUCCAAACAGCAACAGUUGAGUUUUAUCAAAGCAGCCUGCCAACUGCCAAAAAUAAAUUCACAUCCAUUAUACAAACAAAUACACGGUAACGAUGUAGAUUCUGAUUGGUUCUCUGUUCGUUGUAAUACUUCAAAAAAACAAAAACAAAUUUUUUUUACCUAUGUGCAAUCGCCGUUCACAAGAGCCAGAAAAUAGCUGAAUCUGUUGACUUAUUUACAAGUGCAAUGCGUUGUAGACCGUAAACUUCUUUUACAACCAUUUCACAUAGUUGUCUCUUAACCCUUGUGUUGUCUUCCCGUCAACCAUGAAAACAAACACUUUUGUUGUCCCUAUCUCAACGUUUCAGCUGCUUUUUUUCCAAGUUUUAGUGUUUUUUUUUUUUUUUUUUUUUUUUUUUUUUUUCA